AUGCCGGCCAUCCAGGCCAAGACGGAGGGCCGCGGAAACGGUAUCAAGACAAACGUUCUGAACGCGGCGGACGUUGCGCGGGCGCUGGCGCGACCAACGGCGUACGUGAUCAAGUUCUUUGGGUUUGAGCUCGGUGCGCUCACCAACAUCGACGAGGAAAAGGAGAAAUUCGUGGUGAACGGGCAGCACGACGCGGGCAAGCUGCAGGACGUGCUGGACAACUUCAUCAACCGGUUUGUGCUGUGUCCGUCGUGCAAGAACCCGGAGACAGAGCUGGUCAUCACGAAGGACGACAAUGUCAUGCGAGACUGCAAGGCGUGCGGUAAGGUGACGAGCUGCGACCCGCGCCAGAAGCUGGUGACGUACAUUCUCAAGAACCCGCCACCGAAGAAGAGCAAAAAGUCCGGAACCGCGUCCGCGAACGUUGGCGGCGGCGGCACCAAGAUCGCCGAGAUUGCUGAGAAACAGAAACAGUCGCAGGACGAGGACGUCGACGCGGUGCCGUUCGACGGCGACGCGCCUCCGUCGCAGAAGAUCGAGGUCAAGGACGAGGACUGGGCCGUCGACAUGUCGGAGGAGGCCGUCAAGGCGCGGGCCAGAGAGCUGGAGGGACUGACGCUGAGUUCCGACGCCCUGGACAAGUACGAGGAGUUUGGCGAGUGGCUGCUGCAAGACGAGCUGCCCGACGACGUGGAGAUCUUCAAGAAGGGCUCCGAAAUGGGCAUUAUCGGCGACACCAAGACGAUCGAGGUGCUGGCACAGGUGCUGUUUGACGAGGAUAUCGUGGACGAAAUAGAGGAGCACAAGGGCCUGCUGGGCAAGCUGGUGACCACAGACAAGCACGAGAUGUCGCUGCUGGGCGGCAUCGAGAGACUGAUCGGCCUGAAACAUCCGGAACUCGUCAAAAUCGUGCCCAAGGUGCUGAUGGUGCUGUACGACAACGACCUGGCUUCCGAGGAGGUGAUCAGAAACUGGGGGACGCACGUGAGCAAGAAGUUCGUGCCGAAGGAGACGUCCAAGAAGGUCCGCAAGGCCGCCAAGCCAUUCCUCAAGUGGCUCGACGAGGCCGAGGAGGAAAGUGACGAGGAGUAA
This is a messenger RNA of Ogataea angusta, 1092 nucleotides long. RefSeq lists its product as uncharacterized. Lineage: Eukaryota; Fungi; Ascomycota; Pichiomycetes; Pichiales; Pichiaceae. The transcript has a single exon. The record is from RefSeq and is a predicted model, not a curated record. Gene Ontology annotation, cellular component: cytosol. Gene Ontology annotation, molecular function: eukaryotic initiation factor eIF2 binding; GDP-dissociation inhibitor activity; translation initiation factor activity. Gene Ontology annotation, biological process: formation of cytoplasmic translation initiation complex; formation of translation preinitiation complex; translational initiation. The coding region runs from base 1 to 1092 and encodes 363 amino acids.